This is a messenger RNA of Nerophis lumbriciformis (worm pipefish), 600 nucleotides long. The record is from RefSeq and is a predicted model, not a curated record. NCBI's taxonomy places the organism in Eukaryota, Metazoa, Chordata, Actinopteri, Syngnathiformes, Syngnathidae.
AUGACAAUUCACCCGACGGAACGGGACAGCUGGCGGAUGGUCUCGCGUCGCGCCUCGACAACGUUCAGGUCUCUGCACCGGCAGGGCAAAGAAGGACUCGGCAAAGCGUAUCUCGCCGCCUUCAGUUGGGCGCUCCAACGCGACUACAAGUACGUCUUCGAAUUCGACGCUGACUUUUCCCACAACCCAGCGUACCUCCCGGCGUUCGUAAAAUUGCUCGAACGCCACGACGUGGUCGUCGGGUCCAGACGCGUUCCCGGUGGGGGCGUCGAAAACUGGGGCCCGAUGCGGCGCUUCAUCUCCUGGGGCGGCAGCCUUUACGCGCGAACGAUUCUCGGCGUCGGUGUGAAAGAUCUCACAGGUGGGUUCAAUGGCUUUCGCCGCGAGGUGCUCGAAGGUAUCGGCCUCGGUGAUGUGGCCACCUCCGGAUACGGCUUUCAGGUCGAGCUGAAGUUCCGCUGCCUGCGUCGCGGAUACGACGUCGUCGAAGCCCCAAUCCUCUUCCCCGACCGCGUGCUCGGAAAGUCCAAGAUGGGCCCACACAUCAUCGGCGAAGCGAUGAUGAAUGUGGUCAAACUCCGGCUCGGGCGCAUCGAAUAG